Molecule: messenger RNA, 2891 nt
Organism: Quercus robur (English oak)
Lineage: Eukaryota; Viridiplantae; Streptophyta; Magnoliopsida; Fagales; Fagaceae
Product: subtilisin-like protease SBT3.18
Exons: 11
Coding region: 602-2695 (697 amino acids)
Biological process (GO): proteolysis
Molecular function (GO): serine-type endopeptidase activity
Source: RefSeq, a predicted model, not a curated record
AGUUUGAAUGUGGAAAAAGUAUCUUUAAGAGAAGGUCUCAUCAGACCCCUCUCUUACAAUACUCAUGAAUCUCACCUACUGCGAAAGGAUGGUCUCAUGAGAUAUUCUCUCCUCAUGAAGAUGGGUACGGAUCAACAUGUACACGUCAUCCACUAAUUUCUUUCGUUCACUUUCAAAAAAUAGUGUGGGUGAAUUAUUGAGGUAUCCUUGAUAUCUUGUGGAGCUCAACUAGGAAUAAAGAAACCAAGUUCGGGAUCCAGGCUGAAUUUCCAAGUGCAGAACAAUCCAUAAGUAUAACUGAGAUUGCAGUUGGCAUUUGGCAAGUGGAAAAGCGGAUCGUGAAAAUACCACCUCAUUGCUUAUCAAUUGACUUUGGAGCACAUAAUCCAUAUUAUGCUGACCUCAAUGGGUUUAUAUAGUCUAUUUAGGAGUCAGCCAUAUUCAUGAUCCUACUCUCACUUCAAAAUACCAUCACCAACUGCUUUCCAAUGUAUUUGCAAGUGAAGAAGAUGCUAAGCAAUCCAUACUCUAUAGCUACAAGCAUAGCUUCUCAGGCUUUUCAGCAAAGCUCAAUUCAACACAAGCAACUUCUUUAGCCAAGAUGGAAGGAGUGAUAUCAGUGUUUAGGAGCAAGACACUGCAGUUGCACACAACAAGAAGUUGGGACUUUUUAGGCCUUACCUUGGAUAGUAAAGUGACUCCAUGGCAGCUAGCCUUCGGUGAUGAUAUUGUAGUUGGGGUCUUUGAUACAGGUAUAUGGCCUGAAUCUGAAAGUUUCCAAGAAGGGCCUCGCAUGAGGCCAAUUCCACCAAAUUGGAAAGGAGAAUGUGUAAAAGGUGAAAGGUUUGACCCUGCAAAAGACUGCAACCGGAAGUUAAUUGGUGCCCGUUACUACCUCAAAGGUUUUGAAUAUGAUUAUGGACCACUAAGUAAGAGUGGCAACCCAGAAUACCGAUCACCUCGGGACUUUCUUGGCCAUGGUACACAUACAGCUUCAACAGCUGUAGGAUCCAUAGUGAAAAAUGCAAGUUUCUUUGGUUUAGGUCAGGGCAUUGCCAGGGGUGGAGCACCUAGAGCUAGACUAGCAGUGUACAAAAUAUGUUGGGGAAAGAAAUUUGUAGGCAAGUGCUCUGAAGCAGAUAUAUUAGCAGCCUUUGAUGAUGCUUUGCAUGAUGGAGUUCAUGUUAUCUCAGCUUCAUUUGGUGAAAGUCCACCUUUUCGUCCUUUUUUUGAAUCAAAAGCAGCAAUAGGUUCAUUUCAUGCCAUGCAACUUGGUAUUACUGUAGUAUUCUCAGCAGGUAAUAAUGAUAAUGAUGAGCCUGAUCCGUCUCUUGUACAAAAUGUUCAACCAUGGUCCAUUUCAGUGGCUGCAUCUUCUAUUGAUCGAAUGUUUCCAACCCAGGUACUCCUGGAUAAUACUCUCUCUACGAUGGACCUCAUGGGAGAAAGCUUUAUUACCACUGAGGUUAAGGGAAAAUUGGCAGAUUCAAGAAUAUAUUUUCAAGAUGGGAUUUGUGAUCGGGACUAUUAUAAUACUACACUAAACAAAUCAGCCGCAGGAAAGGUAGUCCUAUGCUUCUCCACCAUUGGAUCAGAAUUAAGUGGAGAAGCAGUAGCAGCAGUGAAGAUGGCCAAUGGGUUGGGCUUGAUCUUUGCUGCACCUAUGACUAUGCAGAUUCCUUAUGUUGAAAUCAUCCCCACAGUUCUUGUCAACAUUGAGCAAGGGAGUAAACUUAAAGACUAUCUUGCUCAAUCUCCUAGGUUCCCUGCAGUGCAGAUAAAACCAACUAAAACCAUAAUUGGAAAGACACCAGCACCUACAGUUGCAACCUUUUCUUCUAGAGGACCAAGCUCAAGAACACCCGAUAUCCUCAAGCCGGAUGUAAGUGCUCCAGGAGUAAAUAUACUAGCAGCAUGGCCUACUGAUACUUCACCAACAUUGUCACCAAGUGAUAAACGUUCUGUGAAGUGGAAUUUUCAGUCAGGAACAUCAAUGUCAUGCCCUCAUGUGUCUGGUGCUGUGGCCCUUAUCAAAUCAGCACAUCCAAACUGGUCCCCAUCUGCCAUUAGAUCUGCUCUCAUGACAACAGCUUGCACUAGGGACACAACCUUUGACAGCAUUCUAGCUGGUGGAUCAAUGAAAGUUUCUGAUCCCUUUGACAUUGGCGCCGGUCACAUUGACCCCUUCAAAGCAAUGGAUCCAGGGCUAGUUUACGACAUGAAAACCAGCGAUUACAUACUCUUCCUUUGCAAUAUGGGUUACACCCAAGAAAACAUAGAGAAAAUUGUUCUUCCCUCUGCUGGAUUGGAAACAUGCUGUCCAAAGGUACAUAAAACCAACACAAACAUAAAUUACCCAUCAAUCACAGUUUCAAAUCUAGAAUCAACAAUGACAAUCAAAAGGACUGUUCGUAACGUGGGACAAAACAGGAAUGCCAUUUACUUUGCCAACAUUGUUAAGCCUAAUGGGGUUGAGGUAGUUAUAUGGCCUAGAAUUUUAUUCUUCUCAUGGUUCAAUGAAGAGAACUCCUAUUAUGUGACUCUCAAACCACGGAAGAAGUCUCAAGGGAGGUAUGAUUUUGGAGAGAUAGUUUGGUCAGAUGGCUUCCAUCAUGUAAGGAGUCCAUUGGUUGUACUGGUUAACACUACUACUGUUGAUUAUAGUGAUUCCAUAACACAAGCUAGCACAAUUUAAGCUCAAUUGUUACUCAAGUGAAGCUUUUGCUAUGUAAGUUUGCAAGCUUACACAUUUGGCUGUUUUGCCAUCUAUCCUAAUAACUAUGAUGAAGUCUCAUGGCUUCGUCUUCUUGGAAAUUGAAUGUAUAUCUUCAUAAAAAGCUUAUUGUGCUCUACCUAAUUGUAAUACAUACAUAAACAAGGUAUUGGGUAUA